AUGGUGCAAGCAUUCAGCUACAAGCUAAGGUGGAGAUUUCGAGAGCAACAAUCCUUAUGGGCAAUGUAUGUGCAUGCCAAAUAUUGCUCCCGCUCAUCGCCGUCUGAGGUCUCCCCUUCUCGUCGACACAACCCUGUCUGGAGACAUAUGUUCCAAGCAGGUCAGAAAAUCCAGCCCCUCAUGAGAUGGGUUCUGGGAAACGGGCACAUCUGUUUCUGGGACGAUACUUGGCUCGAAGACGUCCCCCUCCGGAAGGUCGGAAACAGGGUGACUCAAGACAAUAGCUGUGUCUUGGUUCUUGACUGCUGGGAUGGAGAAGAAUGGGAUGAUGUAAAACUCAGAGAGCUCCUAGCCCAAAGAAAUUGCCCAAUGGCACUAUUGGAAAAGAUCCGUUUGACUCCGUUUCAGAAAAUAAAGAGAGAUAUCUGCAGAUGGACGAGAACCGGGAAUGGGAACUUCUCAACAUCUUCCGCGUGGCAGCUAGCUAGAGUUCAUCACCCCGAAAAUAACAUCUAUAACCAAUUCUGGUGUAAGGCGGUAACCCCAUCUAUGGGGGUGUUCUUAUGGAGAUUGGUGAUAAACCGAAUCCCGAUCGACACAAAGUUGCAAUGGAGAAUGUUACAUAUGGCCUCCAAAUGUAGAUGCUGCAAGAAAUCGGCCAUCGAGACAGCGGAGCACAUGUUCAUCUCUAGCGAAGCAGCUCGCCGGCUGUGGAACUAUUUUGGGAAAUGGAUGUUUGUGGAGGCGGAAAGGAUGGAUGAUGAGGGAAGAACUAUCCUGAGACUGCGUAAAUGGAGAAAUUUCUUCCCCGGCACAUCGCAACUGCACAUCAGCUCUGUCCUUCCUUGCCUAAUCAUGUGGUUCCUUUGGUUAGAAAGAAAUGAUUGUACCUUCCAAGACACACAAUUCAACGUGGGCUACAUCAAGAAGAGAGUCGAGUUACAUCUGGAGAGACUUAUAAUUAGUGGCAUCAUGACCAAGGAACAUUGGAAGGGAGCUCGACAUCAACAUACACUCUUAGUUGGUAGAAAGACAAGGCGAAAAUACACUAAAGCUACCAGAUUGGACUGGCUCGCCCCUGAAGGAAACUGGGUCAAGGCAAACACGGAUGCUGCCUAUUCCUCAAGCAACAACAAGGCCGGAUGA
Molecule: messenger RNA, 1146 nt
Organism: Salvia splendens (bonfire salvia)
Lineage: Eukaryota; Viridiplantae; Streptophyta; Magnoliopsida; Lamiales; Lamiaceae
Exons: 1
Coding region: 1-1146 (381 amino acids)
Source: RefSeq, a predicted model, not a curated record